Messenger RNA from Porites evermanni, 2280 nucleotides. The record is from the annotation of a GenBank genome assembly. NCBI's taxonomy places the organism in Eukaryota, Metazoa, Cnidaria, Anthozoa, Scleractinia, Poritidae.
AUGGUGGAACAGUGUGGCGGAACAGUGGAACAGUCAUGGUGGAACAGUGGAACAGUGUGGGGGCACAGUGGAACAGUGAAAUGGAACAGUGUGGUGGAACAGUGGAACAGUCAUGGUGGAACAGUGUGGUGGAACAGUGGAAAAGUCAUGGUGAAACACUAUGCUAGAACAGUGGAACAUUGAUGGUAUAACAGUGUAAUGAAAAGGUGGAACAGUAAUGGUGGAACAGUGUGAGGGCACAGUGGAAUAGUAAGGUGGAGCAGUGUCGUGGAACAGAGGAACAGUAGAAAAGUCAUGGUCGAACAGUGUGGUGGAAAAGUGGAACAGUGAAGGUGGAACAGUGUGGUGGAACAGUGAAACAGUCAUGGUGGAACAGUGUGGAGGAACAAGGCAACAGUGAUGGUGGAACAAUGGGACAGUCAUGGUGGAACCGUGUGGUGGAACAGUGAAACAGUCAUGGUGGAACAGUGUGGUGGAACAGUGGAACAGUGAAACAUUGAUGGUGGAACAGCGUAAUGAAACAGUGGAAAAGUAAUGGUGGAACAGUGUGGGGGCACAGUGGAACAGUAAGGUGGAACAGUAAAACAGUCCUGGUGGAACAGUGUGGUGGAACAGAGGAACAGUCAUGGUGCAACAGUGUAGUGGAACAAUAGAACAGUCAUUGUGGAACAGUGGAACAUUGGUGGAGGAACAAGGUAAUGAAGCAGUGAAACAGUCAUGGUGGAACACUGUGGUGGAACAGUGGAACAGUAAGGUGGAACAGUGUAAUGGAACAGUGGAACAGUCAUGGUGGAAUAUUGUGGUGGAACAGUGGAACAGUCAUGGUGGAACAGUGUGGUGGAACAGUAGAACAGUCAUGGUGGAACAGUGUGGAGGAAAAGUCAAACAGUCAUGGUGGAACUGUGGUGGAACAGUGCAAAACUCAUGGUGGAACGGUGUGGUGGAACAGUGGAACAUUAAUGGUGGAACAGUGUUAUGAAAUAGUGGAACAGUAAGGUGAAACAGUGUGGUGGAACAGUGGAACAGUAAUGGUGAAAAAGUGGAACAGUAAUUGUGAAACAGUAGAACAGUGAUGGUGGAACAGUCGAAAAGUAAUGGUGGAACAGCAAAACAGUAAUUGUGGAACAGUGCUGUGGAACAGUGGAACAGUGGAACCUUCAUGGUGGAACAGUGUAAUGAAACAGUGGAACGGUAUAGGUGGAACAGUGUGGGGGCACAGUGGAAAUGUAAGGUGGAACAGUGGAACAGUCAGGGUAGAACCAUGUGGUGGAACAGUAGAACAGUCAUGGUGGAACAGUGUGGUGGAACAGUGGAACAGUCAUGGUGGAACAGUGUGGUGGAACAGUGGAACAUUGAUGGUGGAACAGUGUAAUGAAAUAGUGGAACAGUAAAGUGGAACAGUGUGGUGGAACAGUGAAACAGUCCUGGUGGAACAGUAUGGCCGAACAGUGGAAGAGUAAUGGUGGAACAGUGGAACAGUAAGGUGGAACAGUGUGGUGGAAGAGAGGAAGAGUCAUGGUGGAACAGUAGAACAGUCAUGGUGGAACAUUGUGGUGGAACAGUGGAACAGUGAUGGUGGAACGGUGUGGUGGAACAGUGUGGUGGAACAGUGAAACAGUCAUGGUGGAACAGUAUGGUGGAACAGUGGAACAGUGGAACAGUGAUGGUGGAACAGUGGAACAGUAAUGGUAGAACAGUGGAACAGUAAGGUGCAACAGUGUGGUGGAACAAAGGAACAGUCAUGGUGGAACAGUAGAACAGUCAUGGUGGAACAGUGUGGUGGAAAAGUGGAACAGUGUGGUGGAAAAGUGGAACAGUCAUGGUGGAACAGUGUGGUGGAACAGUGGAACAUUGGUGGUGGAACAGUGUAAUGAAAUAGUGGAACAGUAAGGUGGAACAGUGGAACAGUUGUGGUGGAACAGUGUAAUGAAAUAGUGGAACAGUAAGGUGGAACAGUGUCGUGGAACAGUGGAACAGACAUGGUGGGACAGUAUGGUGGAACAGUCAUGGUGGGACAGUGUGGUGGAACAGUGGAACAGUGGUGAUGGGACAGUGGAACAGUAAUGGUGGAACAGUGGAACAGUAAUUGUGGAACAGUGAUGGUGGAACAGUGGAACAGUAAUGGUGGAACAGUGGAACAGUAAUUGUGGAAUAGUGGGGUGGAACAGUGGAACAGUCAUGGUGGAACAGUGUGGUGGAACAGUGUGGUGGAACAGUGGAACAGUAAUGUUGGGACAGUGGAACAGUAAGGUGGAACAAUGUGGUGGAACAGUGGAACAG